Alligator sinensis (Chinese alligator) is the source of this 1861-nucleotide messenger RNA. RefSeq names its product gastric intrinsic factor. The record is from RefSeq and is a predicted model, not a curated record. The coding region runs from base 1 to 1656 and encodes 551 amino acids. Lineage: Eukaryota; Metazoa; Chordata; Crocodylia; Alligatoridae. Gene Ontology annotation, biological process: cobalamin transport. The transcript has 9 exons. Gene Ontology annotation, molecular function: cobalamin binding.
AUGGCUGGUGACUGUCCCCAGCCCCCAAAGGAAGUGAAGCUCCAGGGACGCUUAUAUGUACUGACAAAUGUCUGUUCCUCUCUGUUCCCAGCCAUCCCUGCCAACAAGCAGUACCUGGUCAAUGACUUGCAGCACCAGAUGGAGAACUCUGUCAAGCCACUGAGCCUGCCAAACCCCAGCAUCCUCAUUGCUAUGAACCUUGCUGGUAAUGCGGACAUCCAAGUGCGCAAGAAGCUGAUCCAGCAGAUAAAGAAUGAGUCUGUUGGAAAAGUGACAGAAAUGACCUCUGGCAGUGUGGCCCUUUAUGUCCUUGCUCUCAUGUCAUCUUGUGUGAACCCCAGUGACAUCAAAAUUCAGGGGAAGACCAUCAACUUGACCAAGGACUUGGAGAAGAAAACACAUGAGGAGGUGGCCUGCUAUGAGGAGAACGGCUACCCCAAGACCACAUACUACCAGCUGGGCCUGGACGUCCUGGCUCUGUGCCUGAAGGGAGAAAGGAGUAACGAGAUGGCAGCUAUAAUCCUGGCUAGGGAAGCGGUGCAGAAUAUCAACCUUUCCAUGGGUAAAAAAGCUGCUGCUUUGCAUAUCAGCCCUUCUUUCCCCUCUGCCUCCCUGCUCAGCAAACCAACCCCCACCUCCUUCCUUGAGCCCUCCCUUCCUACUCCAUAUAAGCUUAGGUGUCGAAUCUGCUCCUCACUAGCCCCUAUUUUGCCUCCUGAGCACCCAAUACCCUCUUCCCCACUCACUGUUCCUGCUGACAGGAUGGGGUUUACAGAUACCAAGUCCAUGGCAGCUCUGGCACUGAGAUGUGUGUACAAUGAGAUGAGCAAGCAUCCGCAGAAUCCGGACCGGCUACUAAUUGUGGAGGGGCUGGAAAACCUUGCAAAGGAUAUUCUCCGCGCCCAGCAGCAAGGCCAUGGCAUCAUCGGAAAUAUCUAUAGUGUUGGCUUGGCCAUGCAGGCGCUCAGUGUCACCCCUGAGUUCUUUUCCCCUAUGGUGUGGAACUGCACAGAAACCCUCACCAAAGUGCUGACCCAGGUCUCCAGUGGGGCUUUUAGCAACCCCAUGGCUGCCUCCCAGAUCCUCCCAUUCUUUGUGGGCAAAACCUAUUUGGAUGUGACCAAAAUAAACUGUCUCUCAGACAGUGAGCAGCAGGAGACGACUAGAAUGCCUCCAGUGACAUCCACCAUGAGCAGCAUGGCAGUUACAGUGAACUACACUAUCAUCAACAAGCUAAGAGGGCAACCCUUCUGGAACUCCACCUUGGUGCGAGUGCCUAAAGGCUCUGUGCUGCUCGAUGUCCUGAAAGCAGCUCGGGAUAAAAAUGCAAUGGUAUUCAGGUGUGCUAGGAUGCUCAAUCUCUCUCCCAAAGCCUGUUUCCCUCUGUUUUCCCUUGCCUGUCUCUGCUCUCCUUCACAUGCAGCCGUGUUUUUUUCUGACUCCCAUGACCAUUAUUGCAGUUUUAAAUUGGAAGAGACCUCCUGGGGCCUGAUGGUAAUCUCCAUCCAUGGCCUUGCUGCCAGCUCCAGAGACAAGACCUACUGGGAGUUCUUCAGUGGUGAAACGCCUCUGGAUCAAGGCGUUGAAAGUUACAAGCUAACGGGCAAUGAAAGCAUCAAGGCUGUUUUCAGCACAUAUGGAGUACAAGAGGAGUAGCUGGAGUGGGACCUGCCUCCUGUCAUCCUCUAUCAGCACAAGUAGGACAGAUCCCUCCAGGUUGAAGAGAAGUAGCAGGACAGGUUGCAGAUGUGUUUGAAACACACUGAACCAUGUAGAGUUGUGAAUGCAGGAAGCUCGAGAACAGAAAAAGAGUUUUUGGGGUAUCCUGAUCACAGAGUGUUUAUUCCAAUAGUAUCUGCAA